AACGUCGUGCGGUUGGAGGAUGUGCCGAAGAGGAGUAAGAAGUGUCCACGAUGUCCGGGCCGGGCCGAGCCGAUCUUGUAUUAGAUCAUCGCCACCACUAUGACCCACUCACCCGAGCGCGUAUAUUAGUACCAUCUCUUCAUCUGCCCUCCACCAUCGCGACCACCAUGACCACCUCACUGGACUAUCUUAAGCAGACCGGCACCGUCGUCGUCUCUGACUCCGGUGACUUUGAGUCCAUUGAUGUCUACAAGCCCCAAGACGCGACGACCAACCCCUCGCUCAUCCUCGCGGCUGCAGGCAAGCCGGGAUAUGCGCAUCUAAUUGACGCUGCCGUCAAGUAUGCCAAAAGCAAGGGAGGAGACCUGGACCAGCAGGCGAGCAUAGCGAUGGAUCGUCUGCUCGUCGGGUUCGGCAGUGAAAUCCUCGCCAUCAUACCCGGGCGUGUCUCCACGGAGGUAGACGCCCGCCUCUCCUUCGACAAGGAGGGUACCAAGAAGAAAGCAAAGGAGCUGAUUGCCAUGUACGAGUCGCUGGGGAUCUCGAAAGAGCGGAUCCUGAUCAAGAUCGCAUCUACGUGGGAGGGUAUUCAGGCUGGACGGGAGCUUGAGCGCGACGAAGGCAUCCAUUGCAACCUGACCCUUCUGUUCGGCUUUGCUCAGGCGGUAGCUUGCGCCGAGGCCGGCGUCACCCUCAUCUCUCCCUUCGUCGGCCGUAUCCUCGACUGGCACAAGAAGAACAAGCCGGGCAAGGACUAUGUCGGUGAUGAGGACCCUGGUGUGCAGUCGGUGAAGAAGAUCUUCAACUACUAUAAGCAGCACAAUUACAAGACGAUUGUCAUGGGUGCUUCCUUCCGUAACACUGGGGAGAUCAAGGCACUGGCUGGCGUCGAUUUCCUGACCAUCUCACCAACUCUGCUGGAGGAGCUCAAGAACGACACCUCGCCCGUCCCUAAGAAGCUUGACUCGCAAGCCGCUAUCCAGGGCACGCCGUUGAAGAAGGUGUCGUUUAUCAACAACGAGCCAGAGUUCCGUUGGGCGCUGCUCGAGGACCAGAUGGCUUUCGACAAGCUGCACGAGGGUAUUAGGAAGUUUGCCGAGGACGGUGAAACGCUCAAGACCCUUCUUCGCAAGAAGCUGAGCGCCUAAGUGCCGUACGUCCGCAGAGAGUAGAAGGAUGCGAAGUUCACUAUGAGAGAUAAG
This is a messenger RNA of Laetiporus sulphureus 93-53, 1202 nucleotides long. RefSeq names its product transaldolase. Gene Ontology annotation, molecular function: transaldolase activity. The record is from RefSeq and is a predicted model, not a curated record. Bases 51 to 1148 code for a protein of 365 amino acids. NCBI's taxonomy places the organism in Eukaryota, Fungi, Basidiomycota, Agaricomycetes, Polyporales, Laetiporaceae. Gene Ontology annotation, biological process: pentose-phosphate shunt; pentose-phosphate shunt, non-oxidative branch; carbohydrate metabolic process. Gene Ontology annotation, cellular component: intracellular anatomical structure; cytoplasm. The transcript is spliced from 6 exons.